CUCCAUAUGGCAUCUUGAAGGAAAAGGAUAAUUCAAUCCUCUUAUCCUACCACCCAGUACUCACUACUGUUUUGCGCCUAUACUACCGUCUUGCCUAGCUUUCUGUCCCGGAGCUCGUAAUCUGCUGUGGUGAAUUUGGUCUUUCCCCCCAAACCCGAAUCUUUACCCGAGCCUGACCUAGGGUACUCUAAACACCCAUCACUUACACUUCCGACUGAAGUCUGAACAUUUAUCAUCUUGUCGUGUGACCGAGAGAAGUAGCGCAUAAAAUCACUAUUCAAGAUGACACGUCCCAAGAUGCCGCCAACGCCGGCGUCAUCUACUGAGAUGAAAAGUCAGGAUCAUUCACGCAAGCUAUCAUCCCUACAGAUGUCCUUUGAACUGCCCCCGUCGGCCUUGACGUCCCAUACGAAUUCCCAGACACCAAAAUGUGGAAGCAACACUUCGCCCGUAUCACCAAUGACUAAGACAGCUUACCCUGUCCAGCCGAGCGAGACGGUCAAAUCGAGGAGACGAUCAUCCGCUGCGCAAAAGGAAACAUUCGCUCUUCCCCCGCCCCCCACAAGAUCUCGUAGGAUCAUUCAGAUGAAACCUCGUUCUCAGGAAGAGCCGGCUUCACAGGACGCGUCAGAUAAAGCAACUUCCACGUCCACUAGUAAGAAUACGGGGUCAAAGAAGAAGCAGCCAUCGGCAACUAGCGCUGCAGGAAGAAAGAUUGCGAGAAAGACAGCCCACAGUCUCAUUGAACGACGUCGGAGGUCUAAGAUGAAUGAAGAGUUCGCAGUGCUCAAGGGUUUGAUACCUGCCUGCACGGGCGAGAUGCACAAGCUAGCUAUCCUUCAGGCUUCGAUUGAAUAUGUGCGGUACCUCGAGGACUGUGUCACUAGUUUGAAAGAACAACACCAUGGUCAAUCUUCUGCACCGGCUCCGGCCCAGUUUAGACUCCCCGUGCUUAAUGAUGGCGACGCAUAUGAUAUGGACGAUAAGGAGGAUGACGAGGAAGAAGGUCAAGAGGGUCAAGAAGACGUUGAGAUGACGGGCUCCGAGGCCCCUUCACCCGUCUAUGCUCAGACACCUGCUCGUUCCAAUCAAUCUUCUGUAUCGCCGGCGCUAGUUGCACAAGAUGCGCGAGGGAGGCAGCAGUCGUACUCUUCGGUCUCGACCGAGUAUCGGCAUUAUAGUUACAGCGGACCAGCCACGACAUCGCCCGCCUUCAGUCCUCGAGGAUACCCACAACAGCCUUUGGAGACGAUGUCCGCGUCGCAUUCCACACUUGCCAGUCCAACCCUAGGCCCUCAGCAGGACCUAGAUCAGGAGGCGUCCGCGGCGCUCCUCAUGCUUAAUGUAGCUCGUAGGGCGACCGCCAACGCUGGUCCGGGAAGGGGCAUGAGCGUUAGGGACUUGCUCAGCUCAUGAAAUUUCCUUACUCAUGGAUUUAUUGGGUUCGUAACUCGGCGUCGGUCUUCGGUCUUCGGGCUUGGGUAGGAAGGUACACAGCGCAGGUUCGGGUGGGUUUCCUGGUUGGUGGGUGGGUUUAUGCGUACAUAUUUUUUUCUUGCUAGCGGAUUCGGAGUGGCCGUCCGUACUGUAUAUCUAUACUUUCACAUCAGGAGACACAUGGGUUGAUGAUAAUGUCAUUAAAAAUCUUGGGGACUUUUGGCAUGGGUACGAUGGAUGGAUGGAUAGGUUGGUUGGUUGGCUGAUGCUACUCGGAUAAAUAGGCACGUAGGUUAGGUCAGGUUAGGUACUUACCCUACUCUACUGUAUCGAAGAAAGGGUAAAAUCACGAACUGCACAAAGGGCGUCUGUGCGUUAGUUACAUACCAAGGGCCAAAACUAAACUCCGCUUGCUGUGCCGCGCGCUGACGAGCUAGUGGCGGUUAUUAAUUGUUUUGUCAUAUUAUAACC
Hypoxylon fragiforme is the source of this 1908-nucleotide messenger RNA. RefSeq lists its product as uncharacterized. Gene Ontology annotation, molecular function: protein dimerization activity. NCBI's taxonomy places the organism in Eukaryota, Fungi, Ascomycota, Sordariomycetes, Xylariales, Hypoxylaceae. The record is from RefSeq and is a predicted model, not a curated record. Bases 283 to 1416 code for a protein of 377 amino acids. The transcript is spliced from 2 exons.